AUGGAAGAUUGGACGACCGUCCCUAAAAAAUCACAUUCUUCUAGAGGGGGAAGAGGCCACAGAGCAGGUAGAUAUUCCAGAGGAAGAAGUGGUAGAGGAGAUAGAGAUAGUAGAAGAGACAGAGGGAAUAGAGGAGAAAGAGCAAGAACAGGCAGAGGCUUCAGAGGAGGAUUUCAGGGACCAAGAUUGACUCAUUUUAUUGCUAUACCUGUUGAAGAUGAAGGGGUUAUUGAGAACUUGGUAGAGUUGCAAGAGAGAUUAGCAGAAGAGUAUGAGGGAAUCUUGCAUCCUGGAUGGAUGAUGCCAUCUGGCAAGUUCCAUUUUACUCUAUUCGUAAUGUCCUUAAACAAUCAUGAAAAAGUUGAGGCAGCCGUACAAACUUUGAAUGAUCUUCAACCUAUCUUGUCAGAGAUCAUAAGCACAGCUAGUUUUACUCUAGAUCUUGAUGGAAUUGAUGCUUUUUCAGGAAGAGAUGGAAAGUCAGCAAGAGUUUUAUAUGCAAAGCUGAAGAAGGAUGAGAGUUAUACAUUACUAGAAAACAUAGCUGAUGUUGUUGUUAAAAAGUUUAUAGAGGAUGGGAUUAUUAAAGAAACUGACUUAGAUCACUAGAAAAUAAAUUCUGCAACUGGAAUGUAUGAUAUCAAGUUCCAUUUAACUCUUUUUAAUAUUAAAUACGCAAAGAUCAAAGAUGUAUUCUCUUUUGAUCCAACAGACAUCCUCAGCAGCUACGGAGAUCAUGAGCUUGGCACUUUCAAGCCUGACAGGGUCACAAUGUUUAAGAUGAAAUCAUCAGGAGGGAGGUAUGAUAUAGAACAUGAGAUA
This is a messenger RNA of Moneuplotes crassus, 822 nucleotides long. The record is from the annotation of a GenBank genome assembly. NCBI's taxonomy places the organism in Eukaryota, Ciliophora, Spirotrichea, Euplotida, Euplotidae.